Messenger RNA from Fusarium keratoplasticum, 2496 nucleotides. RefSeq names its product Molybdenum cofactor sulfurase. Lineage: Eukaryota; Fungi; Ascomycota; Sordariomycetes; Hypocreales; Nectriaceae. Bases 1 to 2496 code for a protein of 831 amino acids. Gene Ontology annotation, molecular function: molybdenum cofactor sulfurtransferase activity; pyridoxal phosphate binding; molybdenum ion binding. Gene Ontology annotation, biological process: Mo-molybdopterin cofactor biosynthetic process. The transcript has 2 exons. The record is from RefSeq and is a predicted model, not a curated record.
AUGGCAAAAAUGGACACGGAUAGCGGCACCAACGGUUACCGCUAUAACGUGGCGGUAGAGCACUUCAGGGCGAGAGAGUACCCUAUGCUACAGGACUCCGUGUACCUCGAUCAUGCCGGCACAACGUUAUGCUCCAAGUCAUUGAUGAACGCUUUCACAUCCUCAAUGAUGGAAACGAUAUAUGGCAACCCCCACUCUGCCUCCCCAUCAUCUCAGAACUCAACCUCCCGAAUCGAAGAUGCUCGCAUGAAUUUGUUAAACUUCUUCGGAGCGGACCCAGCAGAGUACGAUGUGGUGUUCGUUGCCAAUGCCACCGCUGGUGUGAAACUGGUAGUUGACGCCAUGAGAACUCUGCCCCAAGGCUUCUUAUAUGCCUACCACGAGGCUUGCCAUACCAGCUUAGUCGGGGCUCGAGAGGAAGCUAUCGACAGUUCGUUGAUCGAUGAUGGCAGCCUUCAAUCUUGGUUAAAGGGGAACUCUCCCUUCAUGGAUACCGCCUACGCCUCACCACCCUCGACACUCUUCUCAUACUCAGCCCAGUCUCACAUGGAUGGGAAAAGAUACCCUUUAACAUGGAGCAGAGAUCUAAGAGAGGCUCACCGAAAUUCGAAAUCUGGCCUGCUCACAUUGUUGGACGCAUCCUCGUUUGCCGCCACCUCACGUCUCGAUCUAAGUGAUCCUAAUAUUACGCCCGACUUCAUCGUCGUCAGCUUAUACAAAAUAUUCGGAUUUCCCGACCUUGGUGCUCUGCUUGUUCGGCGGUCUUCAGAAUGGGUAUUUGAUCAUCGAAAGUAUUUUGGUGGCGGUACCGUGGACAUGGUGGUGUGCGGAAAGGAGAAAUGGCAUGCACCAAAGUCGCAUUCUCUCCACGAACGAUUGGAAGACGGCACGCUUCCAUUUCAUAGUAUAAUUGCUCUCGAUAUUGCUAUGGAAGUACACGAGCGAUUGUUUGGUACCAUGGACGAAAUCAAGUCCCACACCUCGUACCUCAGCCGGCGAUUGUUAAGGGAUCUGAUCGAGUUACGCCAUGUUAAUGGCGAGCCCGUCUGCGCAGUCUAUACCAAGGACUCGUCUGGAGUCGAAUCAUUGGGAACUGGCCCUGUCGUUUCCUUUAAUCUGAGGAAUAGCCGUGGUGCCUGGGUUAGCCUGACUGAAUUCGAGAAGCUUGCGAAUCUGAAAAAGAUGCACAUUCGAACAGGCGGAUUAUGCAGCCCGGGAGGUAUUGCUUCGGCCCUUGGGUUACAACCCUGGGAGAUGAAGAGAAACUUUUCUGCAGGCUUCCGAUGCGGAGCGGACAACGAUAUCAUGUCAGGGAAGCCAACGGGCGUCAUUCGGGCAAGCUUAGGUGCGAUGAGUACCAAGGCAGAUGUAGAUCGCUUCGUCGACUUCAUCAAAGAGUUUUAUCUGGAAACCACGUUGCCGACGAUCGAACCCAUCAUCAGCACUACGAGUCCAACAGUUAUAUCCGAGCCCCCUCGGCUCCAGGUGAAAACCAUCACCAUAUACCCAAUCAAGAGUUGCGCUGGCUUUUCUAUCCCGCCCCGGGUUUCUUGGGAGAUUCGACCUGAAGGGUUGGCCUGGGAUCGCGAAUGGUGCUUGGUACACCAUGGUUCUGGCCAUGCGCUUAACCAAAAGAGAUGCCCCAGGAUGGCUCUAUUACGGCCACGCAUUGAUUUUGACAAAGGAGAACUGGUGGUAUCAUACCACGGGAAGCGGCGCGACAACCACCCGCAUCAGAUUUCUAUACCUUUGUCGGCCGAUCCCUCAGUUAUCGACUCAACACUCGACCGGCAACGAUCAAGAGUAUGCGGAGAAGAGGUAUCCGCGCAGCUCUACACCUCAGAAAGCAUCAACGGCUUCUUCUCGAGCGUUCUAGGAGUUCCGUGUGUCCUAGCACGUUUCCCUCCGGGUGGUCUCGGCCUGAAGAGUCGCCUUUCCAAGGCACAGAUACAACGAUAUCAGCAGCCCAGCAGGAUGAGGACUCUUCCAGGGGCAUUUCCAGACGUGCCGUCGCCCCCUGACUCUGACUCGGAACAGAAAAAGCCAGCAAAGAUCCUGCUCUCGAACGAGAGCCCCAUUCUCAUGAUACACAGCUCAAGUGUGGAUGAGCUGAAUAGGGAAAUUAUGGGCAGAGGUGGCAGCCCUGUAGAAGAACGAGCAUUCCGAGCUAAUAUUGUUCUGGAACAUGCUCCUGGCACCAAAGCAUAUACAGCCUUCGCCGAAGAUGACUGGGGCUCUGUACACAUUGGCCGCCAAAACUUCAAGCUCUUGGGUGCGUGUCACAGAUGCCAGAUGGUCUGCAUUGAUCAAGAGACAGGCGAGAAGAGGGAAGAGCCGUUUGUCACGUUAGCGAAGACAAGGCGUUUCGACGGCAAGGUCUACUUUGGGGUUCAUAUGCGACACGACUCUUUUGUCCAGGGCGACUGCACUACGAAGGAGACGCAGUACCCUACGAUUGAAGUUGGAGAUUCUGUGUCUGUGAAGCCGAGAGACUAG